AAGCAAGCAAAACUGAUGACGAUUUGACUCCACCUCAUGAUGCCAUUUAGCAACAGAUGAGCCGCGGAGCUUGUUCAUUCCGUGCUGCCCACGGUCUCAGCGUCUCUUUCACUCUUGCGCAUUAAAGGGAGCCCUACCCGGUUGUGUAAUGUCCGUCGGGGUCGCGGCGCGCCCCUUCUCCCUUCUUGGACCGUAGCUGGGCGGCUUCCUCAUCCGACCUGCGAGCGCUUUCGGCUGGCCGCGAGUCUCUCCAGUGCAUCGCUAUGGAUGUGGCGUGGAUGCUGCUGCUGCUGUUUCCACUCCUGAUGUGGACCAGCAGCACGUUUGUGUUCUAUUUCAAAAAGUUCUUCUACGUGGCCUGGAUGAUGUUCCUGGCCAUUCUGGGGAUUCCCGUAUGUUUACUGAAAAGCGGAGGGAGAGACGUGGAAAACAUGAGGAUUAUCCGUUCUAUGGUCCGUCAUGUCAAGUACUUGUUUGGGCUUCGAAUUGAAGUGAGCGGCUGGGAGCACCUGCAGACAGAAGGGCCUUAUGUCAUCAUCUCCAACCACCAGAGCUCCCUGGAUGUUCUGGGUAGGCGUCGUGGUUCCUGUCAUGUCACCUCUGAACCAGGGAUGAUGGAGAUCCUACCCGACCGCUGCACCACGAUAGCCAAGAAGGAACUGGUUUACGCCGGCACGGUCGGCCUCAUCUGCUGGCUCGCCGGCAUCGUUUUCAUCAACCGCAAAAAGACGAGCGACGCCAAGAGCGUCAUGGCCGACGCUGCCAAAACCAUGCUCGAUGAGCAGAUUCGAUUGUGGGUCUUCCCAGAGGGAACGCGCAACCAGAACGGCGACUUGCUGCCCUUUAAAAAAGGGGCUUUCCACCUGGCUGUGCAGGCACAAGUUCCCAUCGUACCUGUAGUCUUCUCCUCCUACAGCAGUUUCUACCUUCGGAAAGAAAAGCAGUUCAAAUCAGGAGUCAUCAGGUUGAGGAUCCUUCCAAAGAUUGAGACAAAGGGACUGACCUCAGACGACGUGUCUUGUCUGUCUGACCAAUCGCACAGCCUGAUGCGUACCGCUUUCCUGGAAAUCUCCGACUUGGUAGCCAAGAGCAACGGGCCCCUAAAGCACUGAAAUAUCGGCCAAUACAGCCUCUUGUUUUUUCUUUUUCCAACCCGUGUCGGAGACCUCCCAGCCCCUCAGACCUCUCUGCUUUCUCCCGGAAGGCCCCGUGGCCUGACCGGGAGACGAGACGAGGACGUCUCUGUCCUCUGGCCCGAUCGGAAGAGCUCAGUCAGUCCUGACCCUCGGCGGCGCUCGCCGCGGCGCGAGCGGAGUGACGGACGGCAAGCCGAACAGUACGGAUGUGUGUCAUUCAUGCAUGCCUUCUGGAUGACUUUGUCCGCCUUCAUUGUUGCUUUGUACUUUGGCUUUAUUUCCCCGAUCUUGAACAAUUUUUGCUUUCCUUUCGCCUUUCUCCCUUCCCCCAUUUUUUUUUUUUUCUUUGUUGCCUUUUGUUUAUUGGACAAACUUUGACGGGGUUUUUUUUUCAUAACGUCUCUAGAUAUUUAUGUGCUCCUCUCAUAUUGCCUUGAGUUUAUUUUUUGGCUUUAUAGAUAUACUCACAGCCCCCCAUCUUUGUCCUUCCUUUGCUUUUUAGUUUUUUCUGACUUUUCUGCAUUCCAGACUCUUUGCUCAAAUGGCCAGCGGAGCGGGAUCUCCACCAGAAGUUGGAGGAAACGCUAUGAAUUCAACUCUUUUACGUUCACAUUGGCUCAGUGGCGUGACGCCCCAUCAACGAACCGAUCGGUGUCUUGUGUUUGUGGUCUUUUUCCAGAGCAGCAGAAAUAACCGUCGUGCAGCAAUCAGCAGCAAGUUUCCUCUCGCGGUCUUCUGUGUAUUUUUUUGUUUUGUUGUUUUUUUUGCUCUAUUUAUUAUUUCCACAUAGGAUUAGAUUUGUUUUCCUGCUUUUUAAAAGCGAAUCACAUGUUUUAGCUCCUUAGGAACAACUAUAUAUUUGAAAUGUGUCAGAAAGCGACUGACUUUGUGUCUUGAAGUGAUGCCGUUUUAGCAUUACAGUUCCAAAGUGCAAGCUACCUGCUGUGCCAUGACAUUUCCUAUAAAAGCGUCUAAGGAAUGCUGACUGAUUUACCUUUUACCAAUAAUAUGAAGCCGAUCUAAUGGGCGUGUCGCUAAUUCUUAUCUCACUCGAUUAGCAAACCUGUACCCAAUAGGAGUUUAAGUUAAAAAAUCUAUUUUUGGGUGACUGAACUGAAGUUUUUGUUGUUGUUCAUCUUUAAAAAAAAAAAAAAGUUUUUUAGUUUUGAUUAAGUUAAGACUUCUUCUCCAGAGGAAUUACUGCAUUAUUUGAAAUAAAUAGUGAAGAUUUUUGGCCUUA
Molecule: messenger RNA, 2376 nt
Organism: Xiphophorus maculatus (southern platyfish)
Lineage: Eukaryota; Metazoa; Chordata; Actinopteri; Cyprinodontiformes; Poeciliidae
Gene: agpat2
Product: 1-acyl-sn-glycerol-3-phosphate acyltransferase alpha-like
Exons: 6
Coding region: 264-1112 (282 amino acids)
Biological process (GO): phosphatidic acid biosynthetic process
Cellular component (GO): membrane; endoplasmic reticulum
Molecular function (GO): 1-acylglycerol-3-phosphate O-acyltransferase activity
Source: RefSeq, a predicted model, not a curated record